GCAGCCUCAGUGUACUCAGGAGUGUUCACACAGAUCUUUAGAGAGGAGAAAGGCCUGUACCAGGACAAGGUCUACUGCUUCAUCCAUCUGAGUGUUCAGGAGUUUCUGGCUGCUCUUCAUGUCCACCUGACCUUCAUCAAAUCUGGAACCAACCUCAUGAAACAAAAGAGAAAAUCCAAAAUCUUUAAACUAAAACAAAGUAUUUCUUUCAAGUUCUACCAGAGUGCUGUGAAGAAGGCCUUAAAGAGUCCAAACGGACACCUGGACUUGUUCCUCCGCUUCCUCCUGGGUCUUUCACUGCAGACCAAUCAGAGUCUCCUACGAGGUCUGCUGACUCAGACAGGAAAUAGCUCACAGUCCAAUCAGGAAACAGUCCAGUUCAUCAAGAAGAAGAUCAGUGAGGAUCUGUCUGCAGAGAAAAGCAUCAACCUGUUCCACUGUCUGAAUGAACUGAAUGAUGGUUCUCUAGUGAAGGAGAUCCAACAGUUCCUGAGAUCAGGACAUCUCUCCACAGAUAAACUGUCUCCUGCUCAGUGGUCUGCUCUGGUCUUCAUCUUACUGUCAUCAGAAGAAUAUCUGGAAGAGUUUGACCUGCAGAAAUACUCUGGUUCAGAGGAGGGUCUUCUGAGGCUGCUGCCAGUGAUCAAAGCCUCCAACAAAGCUCUACUGAGUCACUGUAACCUGUCAGAGAGAAGCUGUGCAGCUCUGUCUUCAGUUCUCAGCUCUCAGUCCUCCAGACUCAGAGUUCUGGACCUGAGUUACAACGACCUGCAGGAUUCAGGAGUGAAGCUGCUGUCUGCUGGACUGGAGAGUCCACACUGUAAACUGGAGACUCUCAG
Oryzias melastigma (Indian medaka) is the source of this 839-nucleotide messenger RNA. Its product is annotated as NACHT, LRR and PYD domains-containing protein 12. Gene Ontology annotation, molecular function: protein binding. The record is from RefSeq and is a predicted model, not a curated record. NCBI's taxonomy places the organism in Eukaryota, Metazoa, Chordata, Actinopteri, Beloniformes, Adrianichthyidae.